This is a messenger RNA of Xylona heveae TC161, 2038 nucleotides long. RefSeq lists its product as hypothetical. The transcript is spliced from 7 exons. NCBI's taxonomy places the organism in Eukaryota, Fungi, Ascomycota, Xylonomycetes, Xylonales, Xylonaceae. Bases 172 to 1824 code for a protein of 550 amino acids. The record is from RefSeq and is a predicted model, not a curated record.
CGCCUAAAACUGAAGUGUGAUUAAUAUUAUUCGGCUUCCGUCGCGUCUUCCGCGUCCGCGUUCCGCGUCAAGCGACGUCACAGGGAGAAAAGGCAAAACAUCACGAAUAAAUAAUGUCGAAUGCAAUUCCAUCAUAGUUCAAACGCCUAAACAUUCCUCAAACUUGAUAUAAUGACGAUUACACUCCCUGACGAUGUUUUGCAUUUGAUUUGUGAGGAGCUAUGGCUGCAGCGAGACUUCAAUACUCUGUUCCAGUGCGCUGUCUCAAGUAAAGUGCUUGCUGCACCUGCUUUAGCAAGUCUUUAUAGGAUGCACAAUGCUGCGCCCGUGACUUAUUCAGGAAGUGAAGAAAGAGGACUCGGCAAUGCUGUCCUUGCUGAGCAAAUCGUGAGGAAAUGGGUGUUGUUAUGGCGAUCAAUAAUACUUUCAAGCAUGAAAAAGACAUUAUUUCCUUAUUGUCGAUAUAUCCGGACAUUGGAUUUGCGAGAUUUGGUAAAUCUCUUUGAAGAUUCCCGGUUCAAAGGCAAAAUCCGCAAGUUGUUCUUCACUGGCGAUCUUGCAAGAUAUGAUAUUGAAAGCGCCGAAAGCCAAAGAGCACCAAAGAGUAAAGCCAAAAGUGCGCGAACAUUAGACAGCGUAUCAGCCGUCGACGGCAUCGGAGAAGUUGUGACCCAAGCUACGCCAAUGCUUGAUAAGCUUUCUGGAAAUGUUCUACCAAGUGCGCUUCCUCGCUGGGUAUCCAGGCUGCCUCGGCUUCAGUCUCUAGAACUGCUUCAGGGUGCUGCAUUAGAGACUGGAGUUGAAAUACGCAUAAAUGAGACCUGCUCAUCUUUUAAGUCUUUGAGUGUCUUCGAAUGGCGAGCACCUGAUGCGGACGCCCGAUUGGCCAGCUUUCUGCAAGGCCUGCGUCCUCAGACAUUAGAAUACCUCGAGAUCAUAAGCUUUUCCGAGAUUCAAGCGCAAGGAUUUGAGGCUCUGAAUCAUCAUCGAGAUUCGCUGAAAGAGUUGAGACUGUCCAAUUUGAAUACAGAGGCUAUGCUGGCCCUCCCUAAACUCAAAGAUUGCACCGCUUUAGAAACGCUAUACCUAGAGACUACAACCAGGGGCAUGGACCUAGAAGCGACACAAAACGAUAUAUUUGUUGAAGUCAUUUCCUGGCUACGCAGCUGUAAAAGUCUGCAGGAGAUUUCCAUCAAAAAGUUCGUCAAUGGGCCUGCACUCCUAUCACCGCUACUUUUAGACAAUGAUAUACAUUUAACGGGCUUGGAGUUGGAGGGUUAUAGCAUGGCGGGAAAUCGGGCAUUUCACCAGGCUCUGGCCCAUCAACAAAAUCUCGAAAGGAUUACACUCAAAGCUGACGGCGAAGACGUCGUUGCGGAUGACUUAACGACGAUUGUCAACUCUCUCUCUAAGCUCACCCGCCUCCGGGUCAUCAGGCUGCUGGAAGGCUGCGAAUAUUUCAACGGUCGACAUCUAUGCGACAUCAUUGAGAAUCUGGCCUAUCUAGAAGAAUUCUGGUCGGGCGGUUACGGGAUCGUAGAUGAUAUUUGGAAACCAUUUUCCAAGCUUGGCAAUCUCAGGACGCUUUACUUCAGCGCAGUGACUGCGUUCACCUACGGAGGAAUCCUUGAUUACAUCUACCAUCUGGACACCGGGAACAAGGGCAUGGCACUUUCGAUCAUGAAUGCUGACCCUGAUUCAAAAUUGAGCGACGAGGAAAUUGCCACAAUCCGUGAAGUGCUGGCGGACCGAGUGGAUGGAAGAUUUGAGUUUGAACUUCUGAGAGAUCCUGACGUUUCCGAGUUUGAAGGGGACUCCGAUUGAUGUAGUUAUAAUUUCUAUAAUACAUGUAGUUUAGUUAUACUUUGACGUGUCGUUCACUAAGAGCCUUAAUCUAAGGGACUCCGAGAUCGGCAGGUUUACCACGUUGCCGCUAAAAGCGUCCCCCAGUAAGUCUCCUGAUUUGGGGGUUUUGAUAGUGAUAUCUUAAGCGAAUUGGUCCCGGAACGUCAGACAAAUAACUUAUAAAAAGCGCAAG